AUGCUGAGAAAUCUCUUCAGUGUCUGUCGUAGAUUCGCUUCCUCCGAUUCUCCGAGAAAAGUGGUAGUUUGUGCAAACGGAACGAUCGCCGCGUGGCAUCCACCUCAAGAGUUCCCAUACGAGCACACGAAACCAAUCGAUCUGAGUGCGUUGACGAAAAAAGAUCAGAGCUCUCGUUUAUCAGCAGCCGCGAAAGCUUCUGCAGUACCACGUGAACCAAUCAACGCUGAAUUGAAGGAGAUCUUCUACACAAGCAAACACGAGUGGUACACGAGGUAA
Caenorhabditis remanei is the source of this 279-nucleotide messenger RNA. RefSeq lists its product as uncharacterized. Bases 1 to 279 code for a protein of 92 amino acids. The transcript has 2 exons. Gene Ontology annotation, cellular component: mitochondrial large ribosomal subunit. NCBI's taxonomy places the organism in Eukaryota, Metazoa, Nematoda, Chromadorea, Rhabditida, Rhabditidae. The record is from RefSeq and is a predicted model, not a curated record.